Messenger RNA from Patella vulgata (common limpet), 10032 nucleotides. RefSeq lists its product as uncharacterized. The coding region runs from base 444 to 2174 and encodes 576 amino acids. The transcript is spliced from 8 exons. NCBI's taxonomy places the organism in Eukaryota, Metazoa, Mollusca, Gastropoda, Patellidae. The record is from RefSeq and is a predicted model, not a curated record.
GAUGAUCUGUCGACUAUCCAACUAUCAAAAUGAUGUGGCCUUCAAAUGGUUUGGUGUUGGUGAUUCAAACAACAUGUAGACGAUGUCUGGUGUAAUGAAAUCGGUAUUUUAUAAUGCACCUGACAGACAAAAGACAAUAUAAUUUCUGUAAUAAUGACUAAUCUCAUCCAAGCAGCUUUUCAAAAGAAAAAGACAACCCAUUGUUAUUAGUUCCUGGCAUACAGCUUCAUAUGACUGAGAAUAAUGGAUUUGUGGAACAAUUCAUGACAUUAGAUCCUUUAUUUCUUUAAUAUGGAAAUGUGAAUUAGCAGGAGAAAAGGGAAGAGAAUUUAUAACUUUAUGGCUGUAUAUAUUUUUGUUAUGUACAGACCUAGUUUUGAUUAUAAUAGCAUGUCUUUUGGAGUUGUUCCUGUGGCUUAAAGAAGCAUCCGAUUAAGUUGACCAUGUCACAAUCCGUUUUUCACGUCAGUAAUACAGAAUCUUCUUUAAACAGUGAUGUACAGGGCUGUUAUGAAGCCAUGUCAGCAUUCAGCUUGUUUAGUCAUCAGUUUGAUGGGGCUGGUUCUCAUCUUAUGCAGUCUAUUGCUCAAGCUAUGCAAGGCACACCAUACCAACAUGUAGCAGACGACUGUGUCAAGAAUUUCAAUGAAAUUUUUAUGGCACGACAAACAUUGAAGGGAUUUGAACAAUAUAAAACUAUGGAGACUGCUUUAUUUACAUUGAAAAGUCAUUUAGAUGCUGGGAAUCGUAAAGACCUUUCUAAAAUCUAUGCUCAGACAUUUUUUCACAUUCUUCUCCAGUUUGUUCAAAUGCAGAACAAUUACUAUAAUUUUUGCCAUGAAAAGAUUGUUGCACUUGUAUCCAGACUCAAUCCUAAGAAAGAUGGUGACAUGUGCAAGCAAAAAUCUCUGGAUAGUGUUGAUAGUCCUUCAAAAGAAAAGUCAGUUUUAAUAGACAGUCACAACCCCAAAACACCCAAAUCCCAAUCACCAAAGCAUCAACCGCCUGGAAAUUUGAAGUCAUCAUUUUUCUCUUUCUUUGAGAAGAAGUCUGUAGCAAGAGAUAAACAAAGUGCCUUCUAUGUUGAUGUUCAAGAAGAGAAAGUUGAUUAUAAUGGUGGUGGAGGUGUAGCAGAGGGUAAUUUAACUAAUCCUCCUCCACCUAUAAUAACAUGUGAUGAUACUUCUGCUCAAGCUCAUAAUACAAGUUUUCUCUCAUCUUCCAGUCCUAAUACUACAAAUAGUUCUGUGCCAAUCGACCUUGCCUCUGAAGAAGAAAUUGACAGUGUUAUAAAUUUAUUAUCUGGAGUAGGUGUCCAGUCUUCCAAUAAUACCAUGCAGGCUAUUCCUGAAAAUCAGAUUCAAUUAACAGUUCCGCAAUUAUACAGAAUGCCAAGUCCAGCGUCAGAUUCACAUAUUGAACUAAAGCCUCCCCAUUUCCAAAUGCAUCGGCGGAGCGAGGGGAGUCUUGAUCUUCCGUCAAUGCAAAAAAAUAUCUGGAACCCCCCACUUCAUAGGAGCAGUUUACCUGGUGUUAAUUGUGGUAUUCCACGUCCGUUUAUAGAUAAUAAUAAUAUAAACAUGGGCAGUAACUUCAGCAGACGAUAUUCUCACGACCUUCAUGUGCCCUUGAGAUCAAGUUCACCAUAUGUGCCCGCCACUAAUCAACUAUGGCCUGGGCCUGGUUCUCAGUGGUUAACACCUACCAUGAAUAAUACUUGGUUAUAUAAUAAUGCUAGUAAUACUCAUGGAUCUGAUACUAUGAACAGUAGCUGGUCUGGUGUUCAAGAUUCAAGUGAUAUAAGUGAUGAUGAUUCAUGUGGUGAACAGUUUUUUGCUGUAGGACAAGAUCUAGUUCAAGCAUUAGAUUCUAAGUACCGAGACCAUAGUAGUGAUGAGGAAAAGGACAAAGGAGAUAAUUCUGCUAUAAAUAAUAAGAAGAAAAUGAGUAAUACAUGGCCACUUCCACAAACAUGGGAAAAUGUUGCGACCAGAAUGAUCGAACCUGGGGGUGAAUUUGUCCAGUUACCCAAUGAAGAUCAGAUGACACAUCGUCCUGUACAGAUGCAGUGGAGUGAUCCUAUGUCAACACAUAGCAUGUGGCCCUCAAACCCUCCAGGUGUGCCACAGCAAAGACAUUCACAGAGUAUGCAAGGUUUUAGUCUAUAUCAAUGAAAACCAGAUUUUGUAUAAUGGUAGAAUACAAGAAUUCAUCAUAGAGGAUAUAAUUUGAAGGAUUUUUAUUAUAUUAAAAAAUUAUGGGAUACCAUAUGAUGAUGGUCGUUGUCAUACAUCUUUAUUAUGAAAUCACAGUCACAGAUUUUCCAAAUCUCAGCCAAGUUUUUGUAGAUUCCUGUUCAAGUUUUGAUUCAUUACUCAAACUAGUCAAACAAUUUAAGGAUUGAUCUGUUUAGUAUUUAUUUCUUCCACAAAUUAUUGCCCCUUUUCCAUCGGCUGAUUGGCUGUGUUAGCUUACAUGUAGUUUAGUGCGGACAUGUUUACCAGGCUCAAAAGUCCCAAAGGAUAUCAAAUUUGCAAAUAUUUCUCACUAAUUUAAGGGAUAUUACAUGAUAUUUAUAAAUCUGUUAAAUAUUUUUGAGUAUUAGAUAUUUAACACACCAAAGAACUGUGGUGAUGUAAUGCCAUUCAUUAGUACUCAAAGUUAAUUUUACUACCAAACUUUAAAUCGCAAUUGAAAUGUAAUUAUAAUUCACAUUAUUUGAUGUAUACACAUUGAUUCCUCCACCCACUAUUUACUGUAUACAUUUUAAUUCCUACAUCUACUAUUUACUGUAUACACAUUGAUUCGUAUACCCACUAUUUACUAUAUACAUAUUAAUUCCAACAUCUACUAAUUACUGUAUACACAUUGAUUCCUCCACCCACUAUUUACUGUAUACACAUUGAUUCCUCCACCCACUAUUUAAUGAAUACAUAUUAAUUCCUAUAUCUACUAUUUACUGUAUACACAUUAAUUCCUACAUCUAAUAAUUACUGUAUACACAUUGAUUCCUCCACCCACUAUUUACUGUAUACACAUUGAUUCCUCCACCCACUAUUUACUAUAUACAUAUUAAUUCUAACAUCUACUAUUUACUGUAUACACAUUGAUUCCUUUACCUACUAUUUACUAAUAUAGCCAAUAGCUGAUGAGAAAUAUUUAUCAAGUCGAUUUGGUAAUAAAUGAUAUUAUAAGUCAGGUGAUAUCAUGCCUAUUGUUUUAUUGUUGUCUUGUAAAAUGUAUCAUAAGUUGAUAUUUGUUUAUCUCAUAAGGAAAUUUUAUUGAUACACCUUUACUUCAUUGUCUGUUAAAGAUAUAGGUAGAAUAUUUAUUGUUAUUUAAGGUUAAGGAUAAUUUUAAAAGUUGUAUAUUUUAUUUGAUCUCAUUAUUUAGUCAUAUUGAUUUAUAUAUACAAAUCAAGUAAUAAUACUCCCAAACCAUUUACAUGCCAAAGAACUUUUCAGAGAAAUUGUGAGCAUUAGUCCAAAGUAUAACAAUUUUAUCAAAUUUGAAUAAUGUAAUGGUAAUGUUAAGAAUAUGUAAUGUCGUAAUUACUCUACAAGAAACUGUGAGGGGAGAAAUUAUUGUGUGUAUUUGGAAUGAAAGCAAACCCGUUUCUGUAUCAUUAUAGUUUUGUUAUCUUCAAAGGUUUAAAUGAUUUUUAUCACCAACAGAUUUCUAGAUAUAAUUUAACGAUGAAAAUAGAAGAUAAUGUUGCCAUGCAUACUGACAUUAAUUAUGUGUUAUAAUAAAUAACCACUGAUAUAAUUAAUUUCUUGGUUACCUUAAUUCUUUUAAAGUAGACCAGUGACCCAUUUCAUGAAGUGUACAUACUGUUCAAAGUCUAACUUGUGCUUUGUUAAAUAAGGUCAAUCGACUUAUAAUAUUGAUAUAUUUAAGUUUUGUAGCAAUUCCUUCUUAUUGAUCGAUGAAGGAUAUUUCUCCAAAUUAAUGUCUUAAGAUCAAACUAGGAUUAUUUUUCAACAUUAGGCCUAGGUUAGGUUAAAAUCAGUAUUAGGUUUGACAUGAAAGAAUGUCUUAACACUACCAAGGAAAGUCCCCUUUUUGUGUGUAUCUUGAACAAAGUUAUCAUAUUCAACCAAAUAAGUGCAUGCGUAAAGUACAACAAGCCCAUUUUUUUAUCAUUUGAUAUCAAACUUCAUUAUUUAAUCUAAUUUCCCUGAACAGCACCAUACGCUCAUAUUCCAGUCUCAAUAAUAAUAGAUUUCAGGAUAUUAUCUUUUGCAAGCAAAAAUAAAUAAAUAAAUAGUGACGAUGAUGUCAGAUCAUGAAAUUUUAAAUAUCAGUUACCCCCCACUCUCUGAACCCCUCUUGAUCACAGCUAUACCUAAUGGUAUUUUUCUGCUCCUACCCCCGCCUGAAUCAUUGCCUGGACAGUUUAAUGUCAUUCCAUUUUACUGUCUUACUCAAUGAGCUUAUUUCGAAUAACACAAUUCUUUACCCGACAUUUUUUUAUUAAAUGGGUGUACAUUUGGUUGUAAAUGGUAUCAGUCACAUUGAAAUAUGUGAUAUAUAAAUAAAAAUAUUUUGAUCAUGUAGUGCAUAUAGAUAUACUAAAUAUUUGUGCCAAUUAGGAACAUCUUAACAUUUGUUGUUGGUUUUUUUUUGUGUAAUUUGUUGUUGUAAUUAUUGAUUUAAUCUUUUUUUAAGUUGCAUUUUUGUAUUUUUAUUGCUCAAAGUAAGAGAAUUAUUUAUAAAACUAUCUCAGCAUUAUAAUACAAAUCUAGCUUUAAAUUAUCGAUCAAUUAGAUAUAUCUUGCUUUAGAGUAGAUUGGGAGUAUAUUUAUAACACAUAUACUAAUGGAAGAAGAAUUACUAACUUCUUCUGGUGAGGUUAUAAAGAGUAUUAUGCUCGUAUCUCAAAAUUUUCAGCAUGACCAAAAUAAAUUAGUAAUUGUACUUCCAUAAGUAUGUGUUAUAGUUGAUUGCUCCAUUUUGGAUAUUGGUCUAAUAUUGAUACACAUACAUUUUAUGUGGGAAUAUAUUCUCGUCAACCACAUUCAUUAUGGCUAUCUUAGAACUAGAACUCUUAUUGAUAUUUAAGCAAUAAUUUUCCAGAAAGUUACUUACUGUGCUCUCUACAUGUCAGAGGUCUUGUUCGAUAAGGAACAGAUUUAUUGCCCAGUCAGAGAAACUUUGGUGACAGUAUUUUCGAAUAAUUUUUUCUUAUAACAUACUUUAGCCUUCUUGCCUCCAAUGGAUUAUUCGAUAAGGAGCUGAUUUAUUGCCCAGUCACAGAAACUUUGGUGACAGUAUUUUGGAAUAAUUUUACCUCACAACAUACAUUAACCUUCUUGCCACCCUUCAAACUGCUGCUUGUGGGCAUAUAUUUGUUGACUGACAACAUUGUUUAUCAAUUUAACCACAUUAAUUUUCAGUCCUAAACCCAACUUGAUUCAUUUGGUUAUGCAAGAUUUAUAUAUUAUGUAAGCUUAUAUUUUACAAUAUUUGAAAUUAUUAGUUAUUUUGCUAGAAAAUAAGAGUAAUUGACUUCUGCUAGUAAUAAAUGAGUUAAUAAUUAUGUUGUACAUGUAUUUGUUGAUGUGCCUUAUUAUUAACUGAUAGGACAGCUGGUUUGUCUAUUGAAGUUUACAAUUCUAGAUUAUAAUUUAUUGUAAUUGAAUAGUGCAUAAUUAUAGUAUUGUGAUUUGUGAUGACAAUGAAAUAAACCUGAUAUUGGUAUCCCUCGCCGUUUUAUGUAAUGUUUGGCAACGGUACUGGGUAUUUGACUAAGUCAUUAGAUAUUUCACCCUUUUAAUUUGAUUUAUUUGUGAUGAAUAUAUGGUAUGUAAAUUUUGGUCUUUGUGAUUUAUAAUGCUUUAUAUUAGGGCAUUACAGCAAUGGUUUACAUGUAUGGCCUAUUACUGAUGUUAAAAAUGCUUUGUUUGGAUUUAAUUAUGCAUGUAAUAUUUAGAACUGCUCUUGGGGCAAACGUCUAAUUAUUAAUUAUUCAAGAAAAUUAAUAGCAAAUUGUGUAGGUUAGAUACAAUCUGAUUAAAAUACAGAUCUAUAUUUCGUAUUGUUUUUUUUUAAUACUUUCGAUGGCUUACACUUCAUGACGAUCUGACGGGCUUUAGUGGAAUGUUGAGUCAUACGAACGGCUUUGACCCUAUUACAUCACACGUUUGAUUAAUCAAUCAGCGUUGAUGUUUCUAGUGGGAUAUCCACAGUUCUGUGCACCACACGCCAAGAACUCGCCGUAACAGAAAGUUUCAUUGGCUAAUCCCGUACAUCAACUAGAACGAGGGUUAUAUAACAACUCUUCCAGAUCCUAGUGUAGUAAAGACAAGUAAAACGAAAUUCUGAACUAUAAAAAACAAAACGAAGUUGUAUCUGUGUUUUAAUCAGAUUAGGUUAGAGUGAAAUUAAUAAAUUUACUAUAGUUUAACUGUAAACAGAUAUUUAAAGAAAGAAUUUUUAUACGUCCACAUGUUUUCAUGUGGACGUAUUAUGCUGUCGCCCCUGUCAGUCCAGACGUCCGUCCGUCCACAAUUGUUCAUGGACACUCUACAGGUCACAAUUCUUAUCCGAUUUCGACGAAACUUGAAAUAUAGGUUUAUCCCCAAAAGAUCUCGGCUGCUUUCGAUAUUGGCAUGUAUCGGAUCGAAACUUCAUGGAUUAUGGCCCCUGUUUGUACGAAAAAUCACGUUUUUAGCUUGUGGACCCUAUAGGGGUCACAAUUUUUAUCCGAUUUUGUUGAAACUUGAAAUGUAAGUUUAUAACACAAAGAUCUCGGUUCCUUUCGAUAUUCGUGCAUAUCGGACCGUAACUUCCUGAAUUAUGGCCCCUGAUUGUACAAAAAAUCACGUUUUUAGCUUGUGGACCCUAUAGAAGUCAUAAUUUUUAUCCGAUUUAAAAAACCGUUCUAUUAUAUCACCGUUACACCCUAAGGAUGACUGAGUUCGAAUUUCGUGAAAAUCGGCCCAAAGUUGACAGACAAAAUGGCCGCCAUUCGUUCCCAAAUAGCGUAAGAAUAUGGUAUAUCAAGGUUGUUGAUCCUAUAGGGGUCACAAUUUUUAUCCGAUUUUGUUGAAACUUGAAAUGUAAGUUUAUAACCCAAAGAUCUCGGUUCCUUUCGAUAUUCGUGCAUAUCGGAUCGUAACUUCUUGACUUAUGCCCCCUGAUUGUACGAAAAAUCACGUUUUUAGCUUGUGGACCCUAUAGAAGUCAUAAUUUUUACCCGAUUUAAAAAACCGUAUUAUUAUAUUACCGUUGCACCCUAAGGACAGUUGAGUUUGAAUUUUGUGAAAAUCGCCCCAAAAUUGACAGACAAAAUGGCCGCCAUUCGUUCUCAAAUAGCAUAAAUAUAUGGUAUAUCAAGGUUGUGGACCCUAUAGAAGUCACAAUUUUUAUUUAUUGAUCUCUGUUCCUUUCGAUAUUGGCAUGUAUCGGCCUGUAACUUCAUGAAUUGUACGAAAAAUCACGUUUUUAGCUUGUGCACACUUUAUAGGUCAUAAUUUUUAUCCGAUUUAAAAUCCGUAUUAUUAUAUCACUGUUACACCCUAAGGACGGCAGAGUUCGAAUUUCGUGAAAAUCGGCCCAAACUGACAGACAAAAUGGCCACCCCUCGUUCUCAAAUAGCGUAAAAAUAUGGUAUAUCAAGGUUGUGGACCCUAUAGAGGUCACAAUUUUUAUCCGAUUUUGUUGAAACUUGAAAUGUAAGUUUAUAACACAAAGAUCUCAGUUCCUUUCGAUAUAUGCGCAUAUCGAAUUGUAAUUUCCUGAAUUACUUUCUUGUUAGCUUGUUCUCUAUCCAUCUCUCGAAAAUGUGGGCGUAUCCUGCCUGGCAGCCCGGUUAGUUAAAUCUUUUGCUUUGAAAGUCUUUAAGUAAAUCGAUACAGAUAACAGUGUAACUAAGAAUGAGGUUUUUCUGUUCUACCAGGACUCUCAUUUCAGUCAUAUUUGCCAGUCUUCACUGACUGGAAUCUAAAUUUUAGAUUUAUAGUUUUUAAAUGUAAAAUCACUUAAAAAUAUUUCUAAAUAUUUGGGUAAUGUUUAAAAUUGCCAUUCGUUUGAAAAAAAAAUUUCUUGUUAACCUUGAAUUCAAUAAAAUCAAGAAUUGACCGACUUAAAAAAUUUUGUGGGUAAAGCCCAAGGAUAUACAGUAGGCCUACUGACUGUACAGUUUUUAUGCGCCCACAUUUUCAUGUGGACGUAUAUCUUGUCAUCACCCCUGUCCGUCGGGACGUCCGUCCACAAUCUGUUUGUGGACGCCUCUACAGGUCACAAUUUUUAACCAUUUUUGCCGAAACUUGAAAUAUAGGUCUAUCUCCCUAAGAUCACGGUUCCUUUCUAUAUUGGCAUGUAUCGGACCAUAACUUCAUAAAUUGUGGCCCCUGAUUGUACGAAAAAUCACAGUUUUAGAUUGUGAACACUCUAAAGGUUACAAUUUUCAUCUGAUUUAAAAAAAACGUGUGAAUAUAUCACUGUUACGUCCUAAUGAUGGUUGAGUUCGAAUUUCGUGAAAACUGUCGAACAACAUGGCUGCCCCUUAUACGCAAAUAUCAAGGUUGUGGACCCUCUAGAGGCCACAAUUUUUAUCCAGUUUUGAUGAAACUUUAAAUUUAUGUUUAUCACAAAGAUCGUGGUUCCUUUUGAUAAUCCUGUAUAUCCGAACGUAACUUCCUGGAUUAUGGCCCCUGAUUGUGUGAAAAAUCACGUUUUUUGCUUGUGGACCUGCUAAAAAUCACAAUUUGUAUUCAAUUUUAAAAACCGGUUAAAUAUAUCAUUGUUACACAUCAAUGAAGGUUGAGUUUGAAUUUCUUAAAAAUCUGACCGAAAUUGCCAGACAAAAUGGACGCAAAUAGUGUAAAAGUAUGUCAAAUCAAGGUUGUGGACCCCCUAGAAGUCACAAUUGUUAUCAGAUUUUGGUGAAACUUAAAAUAUAUGUUUAUGUCCCAGAGAUCUUAGAUCCUUUCGCUAUUUGUGCAUAUCGGACCGUAACUUCCUGGAUUAUGGCCCCGAUUUUAAAAAUCGUUUAAUUAUAUCACCAUUCCACCAUAAUGAAGGUUGAAUUCGAAUUUCGGGAAAAUCGAAAUGAAACUGCUUGACAAAUUGGCUGGUCUUUGUACGCAAAUUGUGUAAAAGUAUGUAAUACGAAGGUUAUGGCCCUUUAGAGGUCACAAUUUUUAUUCAAUUUUGAUGAAACUUAAAAUAUAUCUUUAUAUCCCAAAGAUUCAUUCCCUUUUGAUAUUUGCGCAUUUCAGACCAUAACUUUCUGGAUUAUGGCCCCUGAUUGUUCAAAAAAUCGCUUUUGUUUUUAGCUUGUUCUCUAUCCAUCUCUUGCAAAAUGUGGGCGUAUCUUGUUGAAUUACUAUGUUUGAGAAUAGGCUAUACAGUACUUAUUGCACAAUAUUUGAAUUACUAUGUUUUGAAUAAUUAGUUAUUAGUAUAAAACAAUUAGCCUAAGUAUUAGUUCCUAUUUCUUACUGAACAAUAAAUGAGUAUCGGUACCCCCAUAGUAUAUAGCCCGGUUGGUUAUGACGUGCCAUAAAACAACAUUUCAUUCAUUCAUUCACGCCCAUAGUAAAGUAGUAUCUAGGUGUUCCUGAAAAAGGAAGCCUACUGGCAAUAGCCUCAAAAAUAAUUAAUGCACCACUUUAAACUUUUCAACUGCAUGUUCCUUGUUUAUGACUUGUCGAAUAAGCGCUCAAGCUAGAAAAAAUGCAAAAAUAACAUGUGAAUGUUUAUUUAAAGUAUCUCUGGGCAUAUACAUACAUGUAUACCCUGUCCAUUAAUUCACAAUAAGAGAAAAUUGUACCAAAGCUAUUAUUACCAGCAUUAUUAUUUUGAGAUUAUUACAUUUUCCUGCUGACAAAAAGAAUAUUUCAUCACUUGGGAGACCUUUGAUGGCAGGGUGUUUCCACCUUCCCCACUCUUGGCUAUAAAUCUUAGGGUAAUUGUGUUGAUCUUUGUCAUCAUUUAUAACCAUUUGGACUACAUUUUAAAAAAAAAAUGGAAAGAAAUCAUGUAUGAUUGAACAAAAAUAAAGGAAAUGGAAAUUCUGUUUUA